AUGAAUUUGAGGCACUUAGUUUCUAGGCAAGCUGUAACCAAUGCGUCAAAAAUCAGUGCAAGGUUGCGAUAUGCCUACGGUUUCACAACCAUGGCAGCAGACCCGGUACCUCUUUCAUUUCAUUCCCCAAGUCAGGAUGGCUCUAAACCUCUGAAAAACCCUAAAUGCCCCAAACCCAUUUCUUCAUUUAAUAGAUAUAUUCACUCUGCUCAAGCUCAAGCGGGUGACCCUAAAAUUGAUUCUGAGGUUUCAGAUGAGGAGGAAGAUGGAGUCAUUAACGAGUUCUUGUCUCGAUUUGUAUGGAUCAUACGCCAGAAGCUCAAUGAAGCUUACCCAGAUUGCGAUAAAGAAACCAUUGAUGGAAUGCUCAUGAUUAUUGUCCAGAAAGUUGUUUCAGAGAUGGAAAAGGGCGGGAUUGAGCAGGUACUUAGUGAAUCGCAGUCCACUCCAUCGCAGGAUUUUAGUGAGGAUUUGUGGAAGACUGUGUGGGAGGUGAGCAAUAUGGUUUUGGGGGACAUGAAGAAGGAAGUCAAGAAGGAAAAAAUGAAGGGGUUUCUGCAAGAAGAAGAAGUUAAGGAGAUGUGUAGAUUUGCUGGUGAAGUUGGUAUUCGAGGGGAUAUGCUUAGAGAGCUCAGGUUCAAGUGGGCUCGCGAGAAGAUGGAGGAAACUGAGUUUUAUCAGAGCUUGGAGCGUCUUAGAGAAGAGGACAGAAAAUCCCAAGAAGAAGGGGAGGCAGCAGAGGGAAUGCAAGCUGAAACCACAGUGGAAGAGGAGAAGUCUAAGGUUGUUUCUCUCCCCAAGAGGCGAGGGAAGAUAAGAUAUAACAUUUAUGGUCUUGAUCUAUCUGACUCCAAGUGGGUAGAUGUGGCUGAUAAAAUUCAUGAGGCAGAGGAAAUUAUUUGGCCCCAGGAACCAAAACCCAUAACUGGGAAAUGCAAAUUGGUUACGGAGAGAAUUAUUCAAUCAACUGUGGCAGAUGACCUGUCUCCACUUUUGGCUGAAUGGGUAGAACUGCUUCAACCUAGUAAGAUUGAUUGGCUCAAUUUUCUUGAUAGAUUGAGAAAGCAGAACACUGGCUUAUGCUUUAAGGUGGCAGAACUUGUAUUGAAUGAGAAAUCCUUCCAGGCGAACAUCCGUGACUACUCUAUGCUUUUCGAUGCCCAUGCCAAACAGAACCACCUAGAAGAUGCUGAGAGAAUUUUGAAGAAGAUGAAUGAAAAUGGUAUCCAACCUGAUAUCUUAACGGCUACUAGUUUGGUACACAUGUACAGCAAGGUAGGCAAUCUUGACGGUGCCAAAAAAGCAUUUGAAAGUUUGAGGGGCCAGGGCUUCAAACCAGACAUUAAGGUGUACAAUUCGAUGAUCAUGGCAUAUGUAAAUGCUGGCCAACCCAAAUUGGCUGAGUCGUUGAUGAGAGAGAUGGAAGCAAGAGACAUCAAACCCACAAAAGAAAUUUUCAUGGCAUUACUUCGGUCAUUUUCACAAAGUGGUGAUAUUGGCGGAGCUGGAAGAAUUGCCAACAUUAUGCAGUUUGCAGGGUUCCAGCCAACAUUGGAGUCUUGUACAUUGCUUGUUGAGGCAUAUGGGAAGGCUGGUGACCCUGAUCAUGCAAGGAGCAACUUUGAUUACAUGAUGAAACUUGAAAAGGAUGGAUUUGAGCCUGGAGUUGCCACUUACUCUGUUCUUAUAGAUUGGCUGGGUAAAUUGCAGCUAGUUGAUGAGGCUGAGCAACUUUUGGGAAAAAUUGCCGAGCAGGGUGAGACUCCUCCACUUAAAGUUCAUGUAAGCCUUUUUGAAAUGUAUGCUAAGGCUGGAGUUGAGAAAAAGGCCCUACAAGCUCUGGGAGUAUUGGAAGCUAAGAAGGAGCAAUUGGGUUCAGGUGAGUUUGAGAGGAUUAUAAAUGGGCUUAUAAAUGGUGGGUUUAAGCAGGAUGCUCAUAGGUUUCAUGGGCUGAUGGAGGCCCGUGGUUUUGUUGCGUCCUAUUCUCUUAAUUUGGCCCUAGCGGCAUCUCGAUUGAAGCAUUCGGGCACAAGAGGCCCUUAA
Prunus armeniaca (apricot) is the source of this 2043-nucleotide messenger RNA. Lineage: Eukaryota; Viridiplantae; Streptophyta; Magnoliopsida; Rosales; Rosaceae. The record is from the annotation of a GenBank genome assembly.